This is a messenger RNA of Brienomyrus brachyistius, 7512 nucleotides long. RefSeq names its product chromodomain helicase DNA binding protein 3 (gene chd3). The record is from RefSeq and is a predicted model, not a curated record. Gene Ontology annotation, biological process: negative regulation of transcription by RNA polymerase II; chromatin remodeling. NCBI's taxonomy places the organism in Eukaryota, Metazoa, Chordata, Actinopteri, Osteoglossiformes, Mormyridae. Gene Ontology annotation, cellular component: NuRD complex; chromatin; nucleus. Gene Ontology annotation, molecular function: DNA binding; histone binding; chromatin binding.
AUUUUUUAUGUAAGGGGAUUUUUUUCUUAUUGGGGGGGGGGUUGUUAAAAAAUAAAUAUAAGGGCGGCCAUCUUUGUUUCUCUGCCUUGUAGUGUAAAAUAUUCCAAAACGCCCCCCACUUUUGUGUGUCGAUUUGAAUAUUAAAUAAAUUUCAUAAUUCGAGAGGGAUACAUUUUUUGUUUUCGUGCACCGGGUCGGUGGACAGGGAUAUAAUGUCAUCUCCUCUCCGGGUCUGUGAGGAAGACGAGGGCAUGGUGGUUAAUUCCGAGGGAGGAGAUUUUGAUGAAGAAGAAGACGACGGAGACCUAGACGAGAACGCAAGCGACAUAAACUCGCCGGCGGCGCCUAGAGAAACUGCAACGCGAGCCGCGCCAGAUGACUGCGACGAAGAGGGAGAUGUGUCCGACCGGGAGGGGACGACAAAAAAAAAGCGAGGCCCCAAGAAAAAGAGAGAGACAAAAAAGCGAGACAAAGAGAAGGAGGGGAAGUCAACCAAAGUACGAAAACACAAGAAGAUUGACAGCGACGUAGAGAGAGACUCGGACAGGGAGUAUGGAGAGAACUCCGACAGCACGGCCAGCGACUUCGCCGGCGGUGGCAAGAAGAAGAGAAAGAAGCACAAGGAGAAGAAGGAGAAGAAGAUCAAGCGCAGGAAGAAGGAGGAGGGUGACAACAACCAGGAGGAAACGCCCAAGCCGCUGGAGCAGAAAACCUCCGCACAGCUGGCAAGAGACUGGGGCCUGGAGGAUGUGGAUCACAGCUUCAGCGAAGAGGACUAUCGCACGCUGACCAACUACAAAGCCUUCAGCCAGUUCAUGAGGCCCAUGAUCGCCAAGAAGAACCCCAAGAUCCCCAUGUCCAAGAUGAUGACCAUCCUGGGGGCCAAGUGGCGCGAGUUCAGCUCCAAUAACCCGUUCAAGGGUUCCGCUGCUGCUGUGGCGGCGGCCGCUGCCGCUGCCGCUGCUGCUGUCGCCGAGCAGGUCUCCGUGGUGACCGCCUCCGUGGAACCCCUGCCCCAAGCACCCCCUCUCCGCAAGGCCAAGACCAAAGAGGGCAAAGGCCCUGGGUAUAAGAAGCGCAGUAAGAGCCCUCGGGUGCCCGAGAAGAAGAAGACCAAGGCCAAGAAGAUGGCCCCACUUCGCAUCAAGCUCGGAAUUAUGGGUAACAAGAGGAAGAAGAGCAGUUCGAGCGAGGACGUGGACGAGGAAGACUCCGAGCAGGAAGAUUCUAGCGUCCACAGUUCCUCUGUCCGCUCUGACAGCUCUGGCCGGGUCAAGAAGAACAAGCGUGGUCGUCCGGCUAAGAAGAAGAAAAAAACGGUGAUAGGGGAUGAAGAUGGCGACGGCUAUGAGACAGACCACCAGGAUUACUGCGAGGUCUGCCAGCAGGGCGGCGAGAUUAUCCUGUGCGACACCUGCCCCCGAGCGUACCACCUCGUCUGCCUCGAGCCGGAGCUGGAGAAAGCCCCUGAGGGCAAGUGGAGCUGCCCCCACUGUGAAAAAGAAGGCAUCCAGUGGGAAGCGAAGGAGGAGGACUUUGAGGACUUUGAGGAGGAGUGUGAUGAAGGGGGUGUGGUUGAGCGUGGGGGCGGGGCCACAGGAGGGGAGGAAGAAGAGGACGACCACAUGGAGUUCUGCCGGGUCUGCAAGGAUGGUGGCGAGCUGCUGUGUUGUGACUCUUGUCCCUCAUCCUACCACAUCCACUGCCUCAACCCGCCUUUGCCUGAGAUACCCAAUGGGGAGUGGCUGUGCCCACGUUGCACGUGCCCCCCGAUCAAAGGCAGGGUGCAGAAGAUCCUCCACUGGCGCUGGGGCGAGCCGCCACCCCCCGUGCCUGUGCCCCCCGCCCCGGAUGCUGACCCCCAGCAGCCACCCCCGCCUCCCAUGAAGGGCCGUGCCGAGAGAGAGUACUUUGUCAAACUGAUGGCCCAGUCCUACUGGCACUGCACCUGGAUUACUGAGCUCCAGCUGGAGAUCUUCCACUCGGUGAUGUUCCGUAAUUACCAGCGUAAGAUGGACAUGGACGAGCCGCCCAGCCUGGACUACGGCUCGGGCACCGAGGAUGACGGCAAGAGCGAGAAGCGGCGAGCCAAGGACCCGCAGUACGCCGCCCUGGAGGAGAAGUUCUACCGAUACGGCAUCAAGCCCGAGUGGAUGAUGGUGCAUCGGAUCAUCAACCACAGUGUGGAUAAAAAGGGCAAUUACCAUUACCUGGUGAAGUGGAGAGACCUGACCUAUGACCAGUGCACUUGGGAGAGGGAUGACCUGGACAUACCGGACUUCAAUAUCCACAAGACCAACUACUGGAGGCACAGAGAGGAGGUGAUGAAGGAGGACCCAGAGAAGCCGAGGAAGAUGAGGAGCGUGAGGAAGGACGAGGGCGACGAGCCCCCCAGCUAUCCCGUUAAUGACCCCACGGUUAAAUACGAGGAGCAGCCUGACUUUGUGACGGUGACGGGGGGCACUCUGCACCUCUACCAGCUGGAGGGGCUCAACUGGCUGCGCUUCUCCUGGGCCCAGGGCACCGACACCAUCUUGGCUGAUGAGAUGGGACUGGGCAAGACCAUCCAAACCAUCGUGUUCCUCUACUCACUCUUCAAGGAGGGUCACACCCGGGGGCCAUUUCUGGUGAGCGCCCCGCUCUCCACCAUCAUUAACUGGGAGCGUGAGUUUGAGAUGUGGGCUCCUGACUUCUACGUGGUCACCUACACGGGCGACAAGGACAGCCGCGCCAUCAUCCGUGAGAAUGAGCUCACGUUUGACGACGCCGCCAUCAAGGGCGGCAAGAAGGCCUUCAAGCUCCGGAGAGAGGCGGCCAUCAAGUUCCACGUGCUGUUGACCUCCUAUGAGCUGGUGACCAUCGACCAGACGGCCCUCAAAUCCAUUGAGUGGGCGUGCCUAGUGGUGGAUGAAGCUCAUCGGCUCAAGAACAAUCAGUCUAAGUUUUUCAGGCGCCUGAACGACUACAAGAUCGAUUAUAAGCUGCUGUUGACGGGGACCCCGCUGCAGAACAACCUGGAGGAGCUCUUUCAUCUGCUCAACUUCCUCACGCCCAACCGCUUCAAUAACCUGGAGGGCUUCCUGGAGGAGUUCGCCGACAUCUCCAAGGAGGACCAGAUCAAGAAGCUGCAUGAUCUUCUGGGGCCGCACAUGCUGCGCAGGCUGAAGGCCGACGUCUUCAAGAACAUGCCAGCCAAGACUGAGCUGAUUGUGCGGGUGGAGCUCAGCCCCAUGCAGAAGAAGUACUACAAGUACAUUCUGACGCGGAACUUCGAGGCCCUGAACUCCAAGGGUGGCGGCAACCAGGUGUCCCUGCUCAACAUCAUGAUGGACCUGAAGAAGUGCUGCAACCACCCAUACCUCUUCCCCGUGGCUUCUGUGGAAGCCCCUAAGACAGCCAGCGGGGCAUACGAAGGCACAGGCCUCACCAAGUCCUCCGGGAAGCUGCUGCUGCUGCAGAAGAUGCUAAGAAAGCUGAAGGAGCAGGGCCACCGUGUCCUCAUCUUCUCCCAGAUGACCAAGAUGCUGGACCUGCUGGAGGACUUCCUGGACUUCGAGGGCUACAAAUACGAGCGGAUUGACGGAGGGAUUACGGGCGCGCUGAGGCAAGAGGCUAUCGACAGGUUCAACGCUCCGGGUGCCUGUCAGUUCUGCUUCCUCCUGUCCACCAGGGCCGGUGGCUUGGGGAUCAACCUGGCCACUGCAGACACCGUCGUUAUCUUCGAUUCGGACUGGAAUCCCCACAAUGACAUUCAGGCGUUCAGCCGCGCCCACCGCAUCGGUCAGGCCAACAAGGUGAUGAUCUACCGCUUCGUGACGCGGGCCUCCGUGGAGGAGCGAAUCACGCAGGUGGCCAAGCGCAAGAUGAUGCUGACUCACCUGGUGGUGCGGCCCGGCCUGGGCUCCAAGGCCGGCUCCAUGACCAAGCAGGAGCUGGACGACAUCCUCAAGUUCGGCACCGAGGAGCUCUUCAAGGACGAGAUCGAGGCGGGGGACAACAAGGACGAGGACAGCAGCGUGAUCCACUAUGACAGCACCGCCAUCGAGCGUCUGCUGGACCGCAGCCAGGACGCCACCGACGACUCAGACAUGCAGAACAUGAACGAGUACCUGAGCUCCUUCAAGGUGGCCCAGUACAUGGUGCGGGAGGAAGAUAAGAUCGAGGAGAUCGAACGUGAGAUCAUCAAACAGGAGGAGAACGUGGACCCUGACUACUGGGAGAAGCUGCUGAGGCACCAUUACGAGCAGCAGCAGGAGGACCUGGCACGCAACCUGGGCAAGGGCAAGCGCGUUCGCAAGCUGGUCAACUACAACGACGCCGCACAGGAGGACCAAGAUAACCAGUCCGAGUACUCGGUGGGCUCCGAGGAGGAGGACGAGGACUUUGACGAGAGACCGGAAGGUCGGAGACAGUCACGGCGUCAGCUGAGGAAUGAGAAGGACAAACCACUACCCCCCCUACUGGCCAGAGUGGGGGGUAACAUUGAGGUACUGGGCUUUAACACGCGUCAGCGUAAAGCCUUCCUCAACGCCGUGAUGAGGUGGGGCAUGCCGGCCCAGGAUGCCUUCUCCUGCCAGUGGCUCGUCAGGGACCUACGGGGCAAGAGCGAGAAGGAGUUCAAGGCGUACGUUUCCCUCUUCAUGCGGCACCUGUGUGAGCCGGUGGCCGAUGGCUCAGAGACGUUUGCGGACGGCGUCCCGCGGGAAGGCCUGUGCCGGCAGCCUGUGCUCACUAGGAUCGGCGUCAUGUCGCUUGUGAAGAAGAAGGUCCAGGAGUUCGAGCACAUCAACGGCAAGUGGAGCUUGCCGGAGCUGAAGCCGGAGGUGAGCAUGGACUCCAAGAAGUCGUCCCGCGCCUCGUCCCCCGCCAUCAAGACAGCCACUCCCACACCCGAGCCCAGCUGCAACAACACCCCCUGCACCUCGAAACCCGCUACACCCUCCCCGCCUGACAAACCAGAGAGGAAUGGCAAGGACGGAGAAAAGGAGGAGGGAGAGAGCCCACUGGAGGUGGAUAAGGAGCAGGAGAAGGAGAGGAAGAGUGGCGAGGGUCCCGACUCUGCGGAGCCCCCGCUCAACGCUAAGGAAGCGCUGCAGGACCAGCCCACCGGGGAAAAGCCAAUCGCAGAUGAGGGCGUGGCAUCAGGGGAGGAGUCUAAAAAGGCGGGCAGCGCCUCGGCAGCCACCGAGGAGAAGAGGCUGGAGGAGGAGAGGGCCGAGUCCGAGCUGGCUGGGGAUACGCGGGCGCCGGCCGAGUCCCCCCCCUCCCGGGAUGGGAGAUCAGGCGAAGCGGAGAAGGCGGAGGAGGAGAAGACGGAGGAUUCUUCCGUGUCCUCAGAGACGGGCGAAAGCAAGGAUAAGCCAGAAAGCCAGGCCACAGAGGUUAAGAAAGAAGACGUGAAGGGAGAGAAGGAGACCGGGAAGGAGAGCAAGGCCACAAAGGAGGAGGUGCCCAGGGGCAAUGGCAAGGGCGAGCGCCCCCGCUUCAUGUUUAACAUCGCUGAUGGCGGCUUCACAGAGCUUCACACGCUGUGGCAGAACGAGGAGCGAGCAGCCAUCUCCUCGGGGAAGAUGAACGAGAUCUGGCACCGGAGGCAUGAUUACUGGCUCCUGGCGGGCAUCGUAGUUCACGGCUACGCGAGGUGGCAGGACAUCCAGAAUGACCCGCAGUUCGCCAUUGUGAAUGAGCCCUUCAAGACUCAAGCUAACAAGGGAAACUUUCUGGAGAUGAAGAACAAAUUCCUGGCCAGACGGUUUAAGCUGCUGGAGCAAGCCCUGGUAAUAGAGGAACAGCUGCGGCGGGCGGCGUACCUGAACAUGACACAGGACCCCACGCACCCCGCCAUGGCCCUGAACGCUCGCUUCGCCGAGGUCGAGUGCCUGGCCGAGUCGCACCAGCACCUGAGCAAGGAGUCGCUGGCGGGAAACAAGCCGGCCAACGCCGUGCUGCACAAAGUGCUGAACCAGCUGGAGGAGCUGCUGAGCGACAUGAAGGCAGACGUGACCCGGCUGCCCGCCACGCUGUCCCGAGUCCCGCCCAUCGCCGCCCGCCUGCAGAUGUCCGAGAGGAGCAUCCUCAGCCGAUUAGCUAACAAGGGCACCGAGACCUUAACGCCCCCACCCAUCCCCCCGGGACCUUACGCCACGCCGCAAAAUUUUGGGGCACCCUUCACCCCUGCCCCGUCGGGGGCCAUACCUCUGGGAGGGGCCAACUACAGUCAGAUGCCUCCUGGUUCCUUCAUAUCAGAGGCCGGCUCCUGCCUGAAGACCAAGGAGCACGACGUCCUGCAGCGCCAGCGUGUGGUGGACCUGUGGAAGGACGGCAAGUCGGAGGGGGCCAUUGGGCAGGAGCUGAGAAUGCCCAAGUCCACUGUGCACAGCAUCAUCGUCAAGUACCGCCUCAGCAACACCGUGGAGAACCUGCCCCGGAACGGGCGACCUAAGAAGCCCUGAGAGAGAGAGAGAGAGAGAGAGAGAGAGAAGGGGCAACGGAGGAGACGUGGAGGAUCAACGAGAUGAAGGGAGAUAAACACAGGAAGCCAACGAGGGGAUCAGGAGGGCUGUUUCCUCCUGCUUCGUGGAGGACGAGGGGCCAUUGGGUGGGAAUUUGGGGGGGGGGACACAAAUCGUGACGAUACGUAUCUGAGAUAAACAGCUCAGGAAGCACAGGGAGAAUCAGGGCCCUUUGAGACAGCGACGGGUCCACUGACGAUAUGGAGGAAGCGCCUGUCUGAUGGAGAGCAGAGCUUCCGAGAGGCACGCGAGGGGGGCCUAUCUGUACCGGUCUUCCAGGCUUGUUCCUUUUCUUUGCUCUUCCCCCUCAAGAGAACUAAGGCCACCCUGCCCGAAGACCCCCAGCUCUCUCAUUCCUCCGGAGAAUUCUCAUCAACUACUCUGAGCCCUGCCUCUCCCUCACACAUGUCAUGAAGAUAUGUCUUUCGCAACUCCGGGAUGUGGAAUACUGGGUUUAAAAAAAGCACGUUAUUUUUUUCAUGAGCGGCCAAACAAAAACCAACAGCUCAGCUCCUGCCUCCACUCUCCUGAAAGUGAGUGAGCCAACAGUGGACAGGCGAGUCCUCACUGGAGUGUCGUAUCACACCUAUCGCUCCACACUUGGAGACUCGAGGAGCACUGGGAAUACCAGCAAUGGGGAGUCUGAACUGGGAAGGCUAUAGAGACAGGACUUCAUAUGGAGAAAUGGCUUUGCUGUAUGUCAUCUUGUUUGACAAGGGAUUAGGGAAAUUUUGACCUCUAGUGGUGGGAAGUGUGCGUGUGUGUGUGUGUGUGAGAAAGGUUGGAGCUGUGUCGUGAUUACAGGUGUUGAAUGGUUAUGUUACUCGCACACCCACACACCCUGUCUCUUGUUAGUAAUUAGGAAGAAGCAUCGUUUACAGAGAAUGGGGGGAGGUUUUUUCCUCUAUGCCGUCUGGCCAUGGAAAGCCCGCUGGACUGUAUUGUCCUGGAAACAGCCGCCCAAUCACUCAGCCUUCAUUCCAGCCCAUAGUUCACAAGA